Molecule: messenger RNA, 3206 nt
Organism: Linum trigynum
Lineage: Eukaryota; Viridiplantae; Streptophyta; Magnoliopsida; Malpighiales; Linaceae
Source: the annotation of a GenBank genome assembly
CACCGUCCCAGAUGGGUCAGACGCGUUAGUGCCAACGCGAUCAAAACCGCACCCGCGCGAGAAUCUCGAGCGCGGGGAAGCCUCCACUCGCGGACAAGAAUCCCAGAUGCCGAACGACGACGUUUCAACCAAACGUUGACCAGACCAAGAAACCAUGAAAACGACACCGUAUUCCCCGAAGAGUGGUCACAUCAUAGUCCUAGGUACAAUCAUGGGUAAAUCUCCUACUCCUAGGUAGAGGUAUGGCCUAAAGUUCUGACAUGUCAGUAGUCAUGUAACCAUGUAACUCACCCACCACCAUGUAGCCUAUAAAUAUGACAUUUACUCCGGUGGGUGAGGGGAUCGCAUUUUUACUCUCUCACUAGACUUGCGAAGAACUUCAUCUCUCUAAGAAUUUCCUCGGCCCUAAACUCUCUGUUGUUUACUCUUCUAGCCCAUUUUUUCCCCGAGUCUACCUCCUACCCUCAGUUAGACUCAAACAACUCAUAAAUUGUUUCGCGCGAUUGUGUGGCUACCGAGUUAGCUAGGUUGAUUAACGACUCAUGUACAAAUCAAUAUAUAAUAACUACUUAUGAACUGGUUAUGAACUGACAUACUUGCACAAAAGAACACAAGAUGUGUGCUGUGCCGAUCGAGGUAGAGAUUGUGGUUGGGUAAGUAACUGCUGGAAAUUGAAAGCCAUAAGUUUAAAUGAAUGGGAAGGAGAUGGUGUGAAAAUAAAUGGGAGAGGUUGAUCGGCAGGCAGGCAGGCAGGACUUUUGCCAGAAUGUUAUCAACUGUACUGCACAACCCUCUUUUUUAUAUAUAAAUAAAUGUCUCACCAUUCUAUCUCAGUCCUGUUUCUGUUACUAUUUAUAUACAUUUCUUAUAAUUUCUUCUGCAUCUUUUUUUUCCUUUGUCACCCAAUUCAUCAAUGCACUAGUGAUGUCUCCCCUCCUUUACUUCUUCUUUCUUCUCUCAAUCGACACUGUUAAAAUCAAGUGACUGAGUCUGCUGGGAGAGCUUGCCAACCUAUUUAGACGACUUGACAGUGUCACCUAUAAUAACUAAAGCUUCUGACUUCUUCUCAAAGAAACAAAGUCAAGCUUUUGACAGAAGAAGAGAAAUGUUACAUGCAUAUAAAUCAAUGUUAUAGGAAAAAUCUGUAAUAUAGCAAUCGGAACGAUAUAUGAUUCCAAAACAAGAUCUUUAUCACCAUAUAUAUAUCUCCAUCAUAUUCCAAAUCCUUACGCAUGAUUAUCGGUAAAACGGUAAACCGUUUACCACAUUUAUCUCCAUGUUUGUCAUAUGGUUAACAAGACAUUCCAUAAGAAUGUUUCAUUUGGACUCGAUCGAACAUGUACCGCGAUUAACACUAGAUUAUUGAUAUCUCGAUGGACUACGAAUUAAAGCUGCACUAGAGGUACUAUUACUAAUGUGAGCUUUCUCUAUGCUGCAAUGGAAAGGAGAGAAUAAAUGUGAAAGGAGAGGGGCAGGUCAGUCAGCAGUAAACUGUAUAUUGACAAAUCUCUUGAAAGCUUUUGCUCAUAGUCAUAGCAACAACAAAAAAAAAAAAAAAAAAAAAGCCAGCCUAGCUUACUAGUUACUACCCACGCCACCACACUCUCUUCCAUUUCCAUGCCCAUUCUCUUUCCCCCAACAUUAACUUCCCCUCUAUCUAUAAAAUCUCUCCUCCCUCCCUCAAGAUCCACCACCACCACCGCCGCCGGCUCAUCACCACAAAAAUGUACAACAUAACGGUGUUCAUCUUCUCCAGCCUGAAACACCUGGUAGAAACCCUCCUCACCAUCUCCCCAACGUUCCAAACCCUACACUACUACCUCGUCAAACACCCACGCGUCCACAACUUCGAGUGGCACCAGGGCCAAACCUUCGGCUCCUCCAUCACCUUCCUAACCCUAACCAUCCUCCUCUACCUCACCCUCACCUUCCUCCUCUCCCGCCGCCACACCUCCACCGUCCCUGUCCCUCCCUCCCUCCUCCGCCUCCUCACCGCCGCACACAACACAUUCCUCCUCUCCCUCUCCGCCACCAUGGCCCUCGGCUGCACCCUCACCAUCCUCACCACCCUCCCGGACGUCCACAACCUCAUCUGCUUCCCCGUCGGCACCGUCCCAAAGGGCCCGCUCUUCUUCUGGGCCCACGUCUUCUACCUCUCCAAGAUCUACGAGUACGUCGACACCUUGCUCAUCAUCCUCAGCUCCUCCGCCUCCCGCCGCCUCUCCUUCCUCCACGUCUACCACCACGCCACCGUCGUCGUCAUGUGCUACAUCUCCCUCCACACCGCCCAGUCCAUGUACCCGGGGAUCCUCGUCACCAACUCCGUCGUCCACGUCGUCAUGUACCUCUACUACCUCAUGUGCUCGCUCGGGAAGCGGCCCACGUGGAAGAAGCUCGUCACCGACUGCCAGAUCGUGCAGUUCUACUCCAGCUUCGGGAUCAUGGCGCUGAUCUUCUACUACCAUUUCACCGGGGACGGCUGCUCCGGGAUCUGGGGGUGGUGCUUCGACUCCGUUUUCAUCGCCUCGUUGCUCUUCUUGUUCCUCGACUUCCACACCAAGACUUACAUGAAGAGCAAGAACGAGGUGAACGGUAACGGUAAUGGAGUUGUUGAUGAUGGUGGUUCUGGUAAGGCAGCGAAGCAAGCUUAGGAGGACGACAGGAUAAUUUAAUUUACUGCGGGUUUGCAUGGAGGGGUUAUCAUUUAUCAACUUGUCAGUGAUUUAGGGGGGGGUUUGAUUCGGUGUAUUGGUGGUCCAUAUUAAUAUGGUGUCCCCACUUUUUUUUUUUUUUUGGUAUUUUUCUGUUUUUUGGGUGGUUGGGAAUGGGGAGGGGGGGAAUUUAAGGCAAAAAGAGAUUUUAUUUGAUGGGGGCAAAAGGGGUUGAAUAACUAAGAAUGAUAGGGUAACGGUGAUUUUUUUUUUUUUACCUUGCUUCAUCUGGUUUGAUGAAGUGUAAUUUUUACACUGUGAUUCAUGUUGUUGUACCACAUAUGGUUUUGCGCUGGGGGUGACUUGUUGCAUAUGAAUCUGCAAUUUUGUUACUGUGCCAUGUGGAUUUCCAAGAUUCGGCUCUGUCGUCGCGUUCACGUUGCACCGGAGGUUUGAAAUCGGUCAUCUCGUGUAUACAAUGAUGACUGAAAAAGUUGCAGGAUGCGUGUGGUUCAGUGAAAUGAUGUGCGCUGCUAAUAAAAUCAUUUGCGAUAC